Molecule: messenger RNA, 2787 nt
Organism: Symbiodinium pilosum
Lineage: Eukaryota; Dinophyceae; Suessiales; Symbiodiniaceae
Source: the annotation of a GenBank genome assembly
AUGGGUGCUACUUCGUCAGCGGAGUCGAGCACCGAGCAAGCCGAACAAGGGAAGAAGAGGUCGAAGAAGAAAAAGGAUGCAGCAAAAUUAGCUGGAGCUGGAGAGCCUGAAGUUGAGAAUAAAGAGCAGCAGUUGGCCCAGGCAAGUCCAGACGCGCUCACGCAGCUACCAGACUGGCCAGAGGUUGACCCUGAGCCUUCCAAAGUUGAUGCGGCCAGUGGUCCCAAGCCAACGAAGCUUCGACCUCCAAGCAUCGAGAAUCUGGACACUUCGCCGACGCCCCCUGGCAUCCACUUCGCGGUUGGCGAUCCUACCCUUGAGGACGAGGCCUAUGACGAUUUCCCUGACUUGCCCCCAACGCCACGAGAAAGACAGGAAUCCUUUGGAGUUUUUGGCGUGCUGCCAGACGAGAAGACAAUAAGGCGGCAAAGUAGUGACGCGUACCGGGUCCUGGGACGAAGUCCGAUCAGACCUCCUGGCCAUAGCUCCAGCCAGGCGCUUCGAGUGAGACUUUUGCGAGUCCAUGCUCCUCAACGGAACACGGGCCUGCCGGGGGAUCUCGCGAAUUUUUAUGUCUUGCUGAGGCUCGGAGCCCAAACUGCUCGAAGCCCCUUUUUGGACAACACCCAGACGGGCAUUCAGGAUAACGACUUCACAUUUCAGCUUUUGGACAGCGUAUUGCAGUUUGAGAUCAUGAGGGUCAGCGCCCUCAGAGACGAGCUGCAUUGCAAGGUCCCUGUAGCUUUGGGAAGGCACAACCUCGUGGCUGGCGAGUGGCAGAGGCAGAAGCUGCCAAUCCCAGGAGCCGGUGAGAUUGAGUUCGAGUUGCUGCUUGGUCAUACGAUGGCUGAAGUUGCCGCGCAGCGUGGCGUAGAAGCAAAGGGGACACAGAAGCCUGAUGGGAGUGAAGAUUCAAUGCUCGAGUACCAGGUUGGGCCACGUAUGUUUCAGCCAAGGGCCAAUGCACUGCCCUGGGAGGGUGUUCGAGUCUUGGAGCUAACCCGCGGAACGUGGACAGCUGCUCUAUGUGGUCAGAUGAUGGCGGCAUCUGGUGCCGAGGUGAUUCGCGUGGCUUUCGGUGAAGAAGCACUUCUCGCGCGGAAGCAGGGCAGUGCUCCGAAGCGGCCUCUGCCAAGGGGUGCUAACAGCCUGGAGCAGGCGCAGGCAAAUCAAGUACCCAGGCAGCUGCAUGUGGGGAAGCGCCUUGCGCCCCUUCAUCCGGAUGAUCCGGAGGAGAUGGCUUUGCUUCGAUCAGAUCUCUUGAAUGGCUGCAACGUCUUUCUGACCGAUCUUCCAGCAGAUGAGCUGGAAAACAUGCAGCUCAGUGCGCAGACUCUACGAAGCAGUUGCCCUUGGUUGACAUACAUACAUACCUCUAGCAUUGGAAUGCUUGCAGAUGUCACGAACAAGGGCGUAAAUGAUGCAGGCGCCUUCUUCUGCUUGUCCGGCAUGGCUGAGCAGCUUGGGCAUUUUCUGGGUCCUGCUGGCUUUGCCGCCGCUGUGUCCGCCUCUGCUUUGUUUGGCGUCGCCUGCAUGGCCAUUAUGCGACGACGGUGUGGAAGUCCAGGUGAUCGGGUUGAAUUGAGCAUUUUCCGUGCUGGGCGAUGGUGUGCAGCUCUCGGUGCCCUGACGGGUUGGCACAAGCCCCAGCAGCCUGACGUGCGCUUCUUUGUUGAAAGCGAUGCUAAAAAGCAGCUUGCAACACCUUUCGACGUCGAAGGAGUGGCCCACAUCCGACCGACCAGCAAGCAGUCAGCAGGACCAGACAAAAACUACAGGUGGUCGGUCAAGGACCCAUCAGUGUUGAUGCCCGAAGUCAUGCCAAGCUCUCCAAUCUCCUCCGAGCUGCCAUUAGCUCGCGUGUCUGUCAUUGAGAUCAGCGAUGAGUACCAAAUCUCAGCCUCUGCAGUUGGUGCGCUUCUGGCUGAUCUGGGUGCCCGAGUGACAAAGUUGGAGCGGCCACAGAGGCCGGACCCGUGGAAGAGGACUUGUCCCCAGCUGUACCAAGACCUUACAGCAAGGAAGAAAAUCAGCUUGGUCAACUACUCUGGAGUGGGAGGUGUAGAUGCCAAAGGAGAGCCAGUACCAGGACAAGCGGCCUUGUACCGGACCCUGACCAAGACCACCAUCUUACUGACCAAUUUGCCACUAGCAGCGCUGGAAGCCUGGGGCCUAGCCCCAAAGAAGCUGCAAGAGAUGUUCCCGCAUCUGAUCAUCCUUUGGAUCACGACUUGGGGCUAUGAUGAGAUGGCGCGGCACAAGGAGCUUGCCUUUGGUCGCAAGGGUGGCCAAGAAGCCCAUGCCUUCUGGGAGGCGAGUGGGCUUUGCCAGUCCUUCAACGGCAACGCAAUCCCGCCAGGCCUUGGCGAAUUGGCAGUGGCCCAGCAUGCCCUGGGCGGCGUGGGCCUCGCCUUGCUCCGACAGCAGCGCACAGGUGGAGGGCAGCUGGUUCAUGUCAGCCGAUACCGUGCAGGGCUCUACUGCCAGAGCAUCUCCAGCAUUGAGCCAGUGAUGCCCCUUGCAAGUCCUUUGCUGCAAACCUUGGACGGCCGCUUUCUGCGCCUGCUGGGACGAGGACCUUCUCUAAAGUGCGUAGGGACUGACAGGUACCAGUCAGUCAAGGACUUGACUCAGAGCCUUCUUGCAGGACACCAGCCCCAUGAUGCGUGGGUGCUUCUUCAUGCAAUCGGCCGCAGGGAGAGUCUGGUGAAGCAAGCUGAAGGCAACUGGAUCUCUAUUCUUUUGAUAAUAUGGGUCCCAAAAGAUAGUUGGGGCUUCCUAUUCUAA